Molecule: messenger RNA, 1602 nt
Organism: Styela clava
Lineage: Eukaryota; Metazoa; Chordata; Ascidiacea; Stolidobranchia; Styelidae
Source: RefSeq, a predicted model, not a curated record
CUUUACCAGUUGUCUUAGUUCCUGGGUUGGGGUAGGACGUUCCAGAAACAAGCACGCAAGAGAACUAUAACGAAGAGGAACUUAUAGCGAAGACAUAUUUAAAGAAGAUGCCUGAUACAAAAAACAAGAAUGCUCGACAACAGCAAACUGCAAAUUUAAUCUCUGAGACGGACAAAGAAUUUGUGACGUCAACAUCAUGUCACGGCAUAUCAUAUUUUUGCACGGGUGAGAAAAUGAUCGUCCGUAUAACAUGGCUGGUAUUAAUUGCAGGAAUGGUUAUAUCGUUGGUUGUGCAAAUUUAUAGUAGGAUAAGUUCUUACUUCGAAUAUAAAACGACGACAGAUAUAUCCGAAGUCUUUGUACCUUCUCUAGAAUUUCCAGCUAUCACCAUUUGUAGUUUUAACCGAUACUUUAAGCCUAGGUCAUCAGUUCUUGAUUUGAGACAGUUUCAUGCGUUGAAUCGUUUGACAUCCCUUACCCAAAUAUCAAGAAAUAUAACAAAAGAAAACGAGGAAAAAUUUGACGAGCUUGGUGACGAUUUCAAUAUAACAGCUCAUAUCAACAAAUAUGGAUUCUUUAUUGGACCAGACAUAAAGCAUUGCAAAUAUAGAUCAAGAUCUUGUCGUCAAGAGGAGUUUACAGAAUCAAUAUCUUCACUCGGUAAAUGUUUUACCUUUAAUAAGGAAGGGAGAGUAUUGGACCAAAACGUUCCCGGAGCGGAAAAUGGUUUCUCUAUGGAAAUCGACGCCAAGCAAGUGCGAUAUACUGAAGAACCUUUGCAUGGUAUUAUGGAAGCAGGCAUCAAAAUUCAGGUUCAUCCUAGAUAUGAAAUUCCUGACGUGGAAACAUUCGGUAUAGCGAUACCAACAGGAAUAAAAGGAUUACUUGCUGUUAAAAGAACAGAUUACAAUUUGAUGUAUGAACCAUGGGGAAGAUGUAAUACGACGAACGAACAAUUGAAAUACUUCAACACAUACACUCUUCACAACUGCGAACAAGAAUGUUUCACCAAAUUGUUAAUUCGCCAAUGUGGAUGCAGAUGGCAUACGCAACACUGGGCCAAAGAGGACGCAGAUGAAUGUACACUGGGACAAGUUCGAAAAUGUGCCUCUCAAUUUCUAUUUGAACUGAAACAAAAUUAUUCCACAAGUGAUUGCAAUUGUACUACGCCUUGCCACUUCACGAAAUAUGACGUUUCAGUGUCAUAUGCAACCUUUCCAGGAAUUACAACAUUGGAAAACAUAAUGGCAUUCAAUGAAAUACAAGAAGAAGACGUGUUCAAAAAUAUCUUGAAUUUAGAGGUUUAUUUCAACAGUAUGAGUUAUAACAUUUACACACAAUCUAAAAAAAUUGACGAAUCUGGACUUUUGAGUGACGUAGGAGGUCAGCUUGGUUUAUGGGUGGGUAUGAGUUUCAUCACGGUGUUUGAAUUUAUCCAAUACUUUAUAAAACGUUCGAGUUAUUGCUGCACGAGAAACAAUAUGGUUGAAGAUGUAGCCUCCGACAAAGUCGAUGACAUUCUGUGAAGAGUCUUUCGUAUCGAAGCAUCUUAGCGUUGCCAAGACAUAUCAAUAGUAUCUGUUAUACAUUAACAAAAAAAAA